Patiria miniata (bat star) is the source of this 1887-nucleotide messenger RNA. RefSeq names its product hyalin-like. Gene Ontology annotation, molecular function: protein binding. Lineage: Eukaryota; Metazoa; Echinodermata; Asteroidea; Valvatida; Asterinidae. The record is from RefSeq and is a predicted model, not a curated record. The transcript is spliced from 9 exons. The coding region runs from base 1 to 1887 and encodes 628 amino acids.
AUGGGAGCACUUCCUUAUCUUGUAUGGGUAGUCAUCUCCUUUCUCGCUACACAGAGCUGUGUCGUAGACGCUCAAGACACUGAAGCUCCGACUCUAACCUGCCCAACGGAUCAAUAUGUCAGUACCGAUAACGGCUUAGCCACUGCAUAUGUCCCAUGGUCGGCAUUUCCAUAUUCUUUUGACAAUGAGGACGGCUUUAAAGUGUGCGACAUCACAUGUCAAGAUCAGUUAGGCGAUAAGGUGGAGUUUGGCGGAACGUAUAAAUUAGGCACGACGGUAGUGACAUGUAGUACCAACGAUACCGCUGGAAACCGAGGAACUUGUAAUUUUGCAAUUACAGUUACAGACGACGAACUUCCAGAAGUCUCUUGUCCCAGCAAUGUUCCUCACAAAGAAACAGACAUCGGGAUGGCGUUUGCUGUGGUCCCUUGGUCUCCAAUGCCAAAUGCUACGGAUAACGUUGACGGCGUGUUGUAUCCUAGCAACAUUACAUGUGUGGAUGACAUAAGCAACACUGUGAGUUCCAAUGACACUUAUGGCGUAGGAACCACGACAGUGACUUGUAGCGCUUCAGAUACAGCUGGAAAUCAAGGAUUCUGCCAGUUUAACAUCACAGUUAUAGACAACGAACCUCCAAAAGUAACUUGUCCAAGCAAUCUUCCUGACAUCCCUACAUACAUCGGGAUGGCGUUUGCCGUGGUCCCCUGGUCAGCAAUGCCAAAUGCUACGGAUAACGUUGAUGGCGUCGUGGAUCCCAUCAACAUCACAUGUGUUGACGACACAGGCAAGAUUGUGAUGUCAAACGGCAUUUAUGCUGUUGGAACCACAACAGUGACAUGUAAUGCUACAGAUACCGCUGGAAAUCAAGGAUCCUGCCAGUUGAACAUCACAGUUGUAGACACCGAACCUCCAGAAGUCACUUGUGCCAGCAAUGUUCCUAACAAAGGUACAGACAUCGGGGUGGCGUUUGCUGUGGUGCCUUGGUCUCCAGUGCCAAAUGCGACGGAUAACGUUGAUGGCCUAUUGGAUCCUAGCAACAUCACAUGUGUGGAUGGCACAGGCGAGACUGUGAGGUCCAACGACACGUACGCCAUCGGAACCACGACAGUGACGUGUAAUGCUACAGAUACAGCUGGAAAUCAGGGAUCCUGCCAGUUUUACAUCAGAGUUAUGGACAUCGAACCUCCAACAGUCACUUGUCCUAACAAUGUUCACAACAUAAGUACAGACAUCGGGAUGGCUUAUGCCGUGGUCUCUUGGUCUCCAAUGCCAAAUGCUACGGAUAACGUUGAUGGCCUAUUGGAUCCUAGCAACAUCACAUGUGUUGAUGAUUUCACAGGCAAGACAGUGAGACCCAAUGACACUUAUGGCGUAGGAACCACGGCAGUGACAUGUAAUGCUGCAGACACAGCUGGAAAUCGAGGAUUCUGCCAAUUUUCCAUCACAGUUGAAGACAAAGAAGUUCCACAAAUUAUUUGUCCCGAUAGCGUGCCGUCCAAGGAAACAGAUAUCGGAGAAGCGGUUGUCAGGUGGUCGCCAAUGCCAUCAGCUACUGAUAAUGUGGACAGCUUUACUAUCAACGACAUUGCAUGUCACGAUGGUGCAGGGGAUGUCGUGGUGUCUAAUGGUACUUAUUCAUUGGGCACCACGACAGUGACAUGUCGUGUAAGUGACAACGCUCAUAACGAAGGAUCGUGCAAAUUUACCAUCAAAGUUGUAGGUUGUCAAGUUGGUCAACACAAAUGCUCCAAUGGCGUGUGCAUUCCUCGUUCCCAAGUCUGUGACAACUUUAAUGAUUGUGGUGACUACGAUAACUCAGACGAGAAGUCUACAUUGUGCGUAUCUGAAUGUUGCCCUAGUCGUGAACGACUUCCCCGGAUUGUUUAA